AUGGCGAACAACCGGAGCAUCGAGCUGGAGCACUUCGAGGAGCGGGACAAGAGGCAGCAGCGCUCUGGACAGCGCCGCGGCGGCCCCGGUGGGGGGGCGGGGCCGCGGGGCAACGGGCUGAUCCCCAGCCCGGCGCACAGCGCCCACUGCAGCCUUUACCGGACGCGGACCCUGCAGGCGCUCAGCUCGGAGAAGAAAGCCCGAAAAGCCCGCUUCUACCGCAACGGGGACAGGUACUUCAAGGGCUUGGUAUAUGCCAUCUCCACUGACCGCUUCCGCUCCUUCGACGCCCUACUCGUUGAGCUCACCCGGUCCCUGUCGGACAAUGUGAACCUGCCCCAGGGUGUCCGCACCAUCUACACCAUCGAUGGCAGCAAGAAGCUCACCAGCCUGGAUGAGCUGGUGGAAGGUGAAAGUUAUGUAUGUGCAUCCAAUGAACCAUAUCGCAAAGUUGAUUACACCAAGAAUGUCAAUCCAAACUGGUGUGUGAACAUAAGGACUGGGUCCACUCGAUCCUUGACAUCUUUGACAUCCACAAAGAGUGAAGUGAAGGAGAGUAAAGAUUUCAUUAAACCCAAGUUAGUGACUGUUAUCAGGAGUGGAGUGAAGCCACGGAAAGCUGUGAGAAUUCUGCUGAAUAAGAAGACUGCUCACUCCUUCGAACAGGUCUUGACUGACAUCACAGAAGCCAUUAAGUUAGACUCAGGUGUAGUCAAGAGACUUUGUACACUGGAUGGAAAACAGGUCACGUGCUUGCAGGACUUCUUUGGAGAUGAUGAUGUCUUCAUUGCAUGUGGGCCUGAGAAAUACCGAUAUGCUCAGGAUGACUUUGUGCUGGAUCACAGUGAAUGCCGUGUUAUGAAGUCCUCUUAUUCCCGAUCGUCUGGCAUUAGGCAUUCUGGGUCCAAAAGUCCAGGUCCUUCACAUCGAAGCAAAUCACCUGCCUCAGUAAAGAGGGGUGGCCACUACUCCAGUGCUCAUUCUUCAGCAAAAUCCCCAGUUAAUGGAACCCCAAGCAGUCAGUUAUCCACUCCAAAAUCUACAAAGUCCUCCAGUUCUUCACCAACAAGCCCAGGCAGCUAUCGUGGACUCAAGCAGAUCCCUCCACAUGGUGGAUCCUCUUCCAAUGUGAAUGGUGUACCUGAAUCACUCCAUUGCCAGAGUCCCGAAGGUGUGAAUGGAAACAAAUGCUCAGUGUCAUCUACCAUUCUUGAGAAGUAUAGAGUGGGGAAGGUGAUUGGUGAUGGCAAUUUUGCUGUUGUAAAGGAGUGCAUAGAACGAUCCACAGGAAAGGAAUUUGCACUGAAGAUCAUAGACAAGGCUAAAUGCUGUGGAAAGGAACACCUGAUUGAAAAUGAAGUGUGUAUUCUGCGUCGAGUGAAGCAUCCAAAUAUCAUUAUGCUUGUAGAGGAAAUGGACACUCCAACAGAACUUUAUCUGGUGAUGGAGCUGGUCAAGGGAGGAGAUCUAUUCGAUGCUAUUACUUCCUCUACAAAAUACACAGAGCGAGAUGGGAGUGCAAUGGUUUACAAUCUAGCUAGUGCACUCAAAUACCUUCACAGUCUCAACAUUGUGCACAGAGACAUUAAGCCAGAAAAUCUCCUGGUAUGUGAAUAUCCAGAUGGAACGAAGUCUUUGAAGCUAGGAGACUUUGGACUGGCGACUGUGGUUGAAGGACCUUUAUAUACUGUCUGUGGUACACCCACAUAUGUGGCUCCAGAAAUCAUUGCAGAGACAGGAUAUGGCUUGAAGGUAGAUAUUUGGGCUGCAGGUGUGAUCACAUACAUACUCUUAUGUGGAUUUCCACCUUUUCGCAGUGAAAACAACCUUCAGGAAGAUCUCUUUGAUCAGAUACUUGUUGGGAAGCUGGAGUUUCCUUCUCCCUACUGGGAUAACAUCACUGAUUCAGCAAAGGAGUUAAUCAGCCUGAUGUUACAUGUGAAUGCUGAAGCCCGAUAUACAGCAGCACAGAUCCUAAGCCAUCCCUGGGUGUCAGAUGAUGCCUCCCAGGAGAAUAAUAUGCAAGCUGAAGUAACAGGUAAACUGAAGCAGCACUUUAAUAACACCCUACCCAAGCAAAAUAACACAUCUGCUGGGGUUUCUGUCAUCAUGAACACAGCUCUAGAUAAAGAGAGUCAGAUUUUCUGCAGCAAGCGCAGUCAGGACUCUGGUAGAGCUGGAAUGGAGAAAAUCUCUGCAAUUACUGCUGCAGCUGAUGAUCCUCUUGUGGCUGGGUCCAGGACACUCUUCCCUGCUGCUUCUGAGCCACUCAGUUUCCCCACGCUCCCUGCCUCAGUGUCUCCUGAGUUUGCUGGGGAUCAGCCUGGUGCGUAGGUGUGAUGAAACCAAAUCCAGCUGAAGCUCCCUGCACUUGCCACAAUCUUUUCAUUUCACACGACAAUUUGUUUUCAGUUUCUGUGCACCCUCUUGUGGCAAGCCCAAGGCAGGCUCUGUCAUGGGAGACUGAUCUUGUCAUAGCAGGCAAGUGAAUGUGUAUUUUGAGUGCCCUUUGCCCU
This is a messenger RNA of Mesitornis unicolor (brown roatelo), 2516 nucleotides long. It is a transcript of the gene DCLK2, whose product is annotated as doublecortin-like kinase 2. The transcript has 18 exons. Lineage: Eukaryota; Metazoa; Chordata; Aves; Mesitornithiformes; Mesitornithidae. The coding region runs from base 1 to 2334 and encodes 777 amino acids. Gene Ontology annotation, molecular function: protein kinase activity; ATP binding. Gene Ontology annotation, biological process: intracellular signal transduction; protein phosphorylation. The record is from RefSeq and is a predicted model, not a curated record.